Dermatophagoides pteronyssinus (European house dust mite) is the source of this 1867-nucleotide messenger RNA. RefSeq names its product sodium/hydrogen exchanger 9B2-like. Gene Ontology annotation, biological process: proton transmembrane transport. Gene Ontology annotation, molecular function: antiporter activity. Gene Ontology annotation, cellular component: membrane. The record is from RefSeq and is a predicted model, not a curated record. NCBI's taxonomy places the organism in Eukaryota, Metazoa, Arthropoda, Arachnida, Sarcoptiformes, Pyroglyphidae.
UUUUUCCAUAACAUCAAUUUCAUAUACCUAAACCAUAACCUACCUGUGUGUGUGUUUAGUUUGUGUGUGUGACAAUAUAAAGCCGUUUUUAAUUUUGGAUUUCGAUUUCUUCUUCUUCUUAUUAUUUCUUUCUUUGAAAACCCAAAAACCAAAAUCCGAUUGUUUUAUCCGUCCAUGUCAGUUGUUUGCUAUUAUUCAAAAAAUUUAAUAAAAUUUUUUUCAACUUUAAAUUUUAAGAAAAAAUUCAGCUUUCAUUUCGAAUUGACAUAAAGUGGCAUUUUUCGAUUUUCGAUUUUUCCAGCAUCAAGAAUUUCUUUGCCCCGAUUCACAUCCAUUCAAAAUGUUAAAAAGAUUAAAAGAAACAAAAGAAGAAAUUUUAACCCUACCAUAUCUUCGUUAUAUUUUAUGGUUAAUUUUUCUAUUUACAUUUGUUUAUUUAACAUUGGUUGCAUUUUUCAAUGAAAAAGCAUUACCACCAAAUGGUGAUCUAUUUCAUAUGUUUUGCCUAUUUAUAUUGGCACAUUUAUUUGGUAAAAUUUUUCAUAUUAUCAAUCUACCAUCAUUGCUUGGAAUGUUAGGUGCUGGAAUUCUAUAUGGAAAUCUUGUUGAAUUAGAAUUGGAUAAACAACUUUUAUCAACCAUACGUUCAUUAGCAUUGUUGAUCAUAUUGUUACGUGCCGGUUUGCAUUUGAUACCCGAAUAUUUACGUUAUCUAUCAUUUUCAGCCAUUCGAGUUAUUGCUAUACCAUUUUUUGCCGAAACAUUUAUCGUUGCCAUUUGUUCGAUAAUAUUUUUUCAAUUUACAUUUAUGUGGUCAUUAUUAAUCGGAUUUGUAAUGUCUGCUGUAUCACCAGCGGUUGUUGUUCCAUGUAUGAUUCGCAUUCAACAAUCUGGACUGAGUGAAGGAAAAGGAAUACCAACAUUAAAUAUUGCUGCAGCAAGUAUUGAUGAUGUCCUAUCGGUUACCGGUUUUAAUAUAUUCUUAGGAUUUGCAAUACCGACUGAAAAAUCUGAACAUAUGUCAUUAACAAUGAAAAUCAUUCAAGGACCAUUACAAAUUAUAAUCGGUAUUGCAUUCGGUUUAAUAAUGGGUUGGAUUCUUUGGUAUUUACCUGAAACAUAUGAUAAAUGUGAUAAAAAUGAUAGUAAAAAACAUCAUAUUUCACGAUUUUCAUUACUACUUAUGGCCGGUAUGUUUGCUUUGUUUGGUAGUAUUUAUGUUGAAAUGGAAGCAGCUGGACCAAUGGCCAUUUUGAUAAUGGCAUUUGUUGCAACAAUAAAAUGGCGUGAAAAUUGUUGGGAAGAAGAUAAUGAACAUAGUUUAAAAAUUAUAUGGCUUAUAUUGAAACGAUUCUUGUUUUGUUUGAUUGGUUGUGAAUUAAAAUUUCAAACAUUGGAUGCUGAUAUUGUUGGUAAAGCUAUUGGUUGUCUUAUGAUUGGUAUUGUAUUGAAAAUUAUUGUUACAUAUUUGGUUACAUUCAAUAUUGGUUUAAAUCAUAAAGAACGAUUAUUUAUUGCAUUUGCAUGGAUGCCAAAAGCAACUGUACAGGCUGCUAUUGGACCAACAGCAUUAUCAAUAGCACAAACUGAUUUGGAUAUACAAAAUGGUAAAGUUAUUUUAACUGCUGCUGCAUUAUCAAUAUUGAUUACAGCACCAUUAGGUGCAAUUUGUAUGGAUUUCCUUUGUACUCGACUUUUAACUAAACCAAAACAAAAUAAUAAUAAUAAUAAUAUUGAUACGAAUAAUAAUAAUAUACCAAUUAUUAAUAAUCAUUCGGUUAUUAAUAUUACAAACAUAACCAAUACAAAUGCUUUACAUUCACCAACAUUAAGUGUUAAAAGAUUUACUGUUGAUCUUGAUCUUUGA